AUGACUGACGACGAUAUUACUGAAGAACAUUCAUUUGGAUCUUGCUUGCAACCGUUAGCAUUAACUGCUGGGAAUACAAUAUUUUCAUCAAAAACAAUCAAACACAGAACACCUCCCUUUCCAGUCACAUCAAAUUACCAUCCAUCGCUGGACUCAUUAGCUCAAUCAUUCCUACACUUAGAUCCUAAAUUAAUUCAAACCGAAGAAUAUGAUCCAUCCAACAAAUCAUUAUCAUAUAAAACGUUUUAUGAGAAUUGGUUACGCUACUUUUAUCUCUUAGUUCAACAGAAUAAUUUACACAAUAGUAUAGAUUCGAUUGAAGAACUUCAAAAACAAAUUCAGAUUUAUAAUAAUAAAUACAAAGUGUUUGUGACAACAGGUAAUUCAAACAACGAAGCUGACUGCAAUAACAAUAAUAAUAAUUUAUCAAAUACACACUUUCGAGCAAAUACGAGGGAUGAUCUAUUAACAGAUCAAAUUGGUGGCAGUUUGACUUCACAGGAUCAAUAUAAGUGUGAACAAAUUUCCAACCAACAAAAAACUAUUUCAUCGCACAUAAAGAACAACUUACUUAUUAACAAUCGAUCGGUAGCAUAUGAUUCAGAUAGUGAAUGUGAAUCCCUGCUAUCAAAUUUAAAUCAAGACUUAGUCGAUUCAAAGACUGCUUCAAAUGAUCAAACAGAUAAUUCGUCUUUACGCACUUCAUCAAAAUCACAAAGAUUGAAAACGAUGAUACAAGAGAAGGAAGAUAGAAUUUCACUUAAUGAUGAUUUGGCGGAAAUAUAUGAAUUUGCACACUUGUUUAAAUUGCGUAGACUCAGUUUGGGUUUGACACAGACACAAGUUGGAGCUUCUUUAAAUGCCAAAGAAGGACCUGCCUAUAGUCAAAGUGCAAUCUGUCGAUUCGAGAAACUUGAUGUAACUUUAAAAUCCGCAAAACGAAUGAAACCUGUCUUAGAACGUUGGUUAUCUGAAACCCAGGCAAUGCAUCACAAUGGAGCAAAUGAUGCCUUUGGAGCUCAACUUGUACACCGACCACCUAGGAAGCGUAAACGUAGAACCUGUUUCAGUACUAAAGCACUAAAGUGUUUAUUGCACCAACUUGAGAGGAAUCCUUACCCAACAAAAGCUGAAAUGACUGAGUUAGCCAAAGCCUUGACUUAUGAUCGUGAAGUUAUUCGUGUUUGGUUUUGUAAUAGGCGCCAAGCCAUUAAAACCACUGAAAAGCAAACAACAUCUAUUCACCUUUAA
Molecule: messenger RNA, 1251 nt
Organism: Schistosoma guineensis
Lineage: Eukaryota; Metazoa; Platyhelminthes; Trematoda; Strigeidida; Schistosomatidae
Source: the annotation of a GenBank genome assembly